UGUAUUCCAGAAAGCAGGUUAUGUGACUUACCCGGGUAAGUUUAGGAGUAAGUAAGCGGAUAACCUCUGCUUUCGGUUCCAAAAGCGAGAGUAACUUUCGGGUUAUGUAAGUAACCAUAGCAACUGACUCUCUGAAGAUAACCUGCUCCGGAGUAGGUUAUGUUGCAGGGUUAGUUUGUUUCAGAGAGGUUUCAGAGCAUGGCGUGCCCUUUUGACGAGGAUCCUGUGGACGUAGAGGCACAGAUUAUACGGGGUUUUUUUCGCCGUGAGAGGGUGAUAAGACCACGUAUCGAUGUCUUUUCAUAUCCUGACGAAUAUUUGCAUGAGCGCUAUCGUUUUUCUAGGGAGUCGUUAAUUUAUUUAACAAACUUACUAAAACCACACAUCGCAAACGUGACAAACCGCGGGUCAGCGAUUAGCGCCGAACAUAUUCUUUGUAUUGCUCUGCGCUUUUUUGGUAUGGGGAGUUUUCUCUACAAUGUGGGCGAUGCAGAGCAUGUGGGAAAGGCAACAGUGUGUAGGGCCGUUCGUACAGUAUGCAUGGCACUGAAACGGUUUCUACACACUUUUGUACAGUUCCCUGGCCAUAAACCUGUGCGCGUUAUUAAAGAAGAAUUCCACAGGGUGGCAGGUACACUCUCAGAAAGUCUGUCAUCUACUUCAAUAAAAUGACAUUUCUUAAUAGGUUUAUUUUGACUGGACAUGCACGUAAAAGGUUACACAGACUUCUUAAACUCGUAAUUAAUCUUUAUUUCAGGGUUCCCAAACAUGAUUGGGUGCAUUGAUGGCACCCACAUUCCUAUUAAAGCUCCAUCUAUCAAUGAGGGAGACUAUGUUAAUAGGAAGUCUGUGCAUAGCAUCAAUGUGCAGGUAAUAUGUGAUGCAACCCACCUCAUCACUAAUGUUGAGUCAAAAUGGCCUGGUUCUGUACAUGAUGCCAGAAUAUUUAGAGAGUCAUCUCUGUGCAACAAAUUUGAGCAGGGACACUUCUAUGGUUACUUGCUGGGGGACAGAGGAUACCCUUGCCUCCCCUAUAUGAUGACACCCUACCCUGAUCCUGAGCCCGGACCACAGACACGCUUCAACCGGUCUCACAGCCGAACACGGGCCAAGGUGGAGAUGACAAUAGGCAUUCUGAAGGCGAGGUUUCAGUGUCUGCGUGGGCUCAGGGUCACUCCAAAUAGGGCAUGUGACAUCACAGUCGCUUGUGUGGUACUUCACAACAUUGCCACAAUAAGAGGAGAGAGGCAUCCCCCCUGUCCUGAUGAAGAGGACCUAGAACAACACCCAAUGAAUCUAGCAGACCACAGAGAUGGCAGAAUGCUUAGAGACAUGAUUUGUCAAAAUCACUUUAUUUAAUUUCUUUUAUUUGUCCAGAUCCUGAAAUAAAGAGACAUGACAGA
Messenger RNA from Pimephales promelas (fathead minnow), 1403 nucleotides. NCBI's taxonomy places the organism in Eukaryota, Metazoa, Chordata, Actinopteri, Cypriniformes, Leuciscidae. The record is from RefSeq and is a predicted model, not a curated record.